UCCCUCCAGUGAAGAACCCCAGUCACUUCCACAAGUACCUGAAGAAGGACGGAAGAAACCUCUGAGCUUCCAGGAAACAAAAAGAGAUGAUUCUGCCAGUGGUGUUCCUGUGUCUCACAGUUGUGGUGCCUCUGUCCACUGCAGAGGAACCUGAAGAUUUCGAUGCCCUGUCAACUAACAGAACAGAUCAGCAAAAGCUUAUUGUUGACACACAUAAUACCCUCAGGAAAGGAGUAAAACCAACUGCCAGCAACAUGCUGAAGAUGGAAUGGAAUGCUCCAGCUGCAAAGAAUGCCCAAAACUGGGCCAAUGAAUGUACUUUAAGUCACAGUCCUGCUAGCAAGAGGAAAACCAAUGUACAAUGUGGGGAAAAUCUCUUCAUGUCAAGUGUCCCUUUCUCAUGGUCAGACGUUAUUCAGUCCUGGUACAAGGAGGAGGAAAAUUUUGAAUAUGGAAUUGGAGCAAAAUCAGAAGGUGCUGUGAUUGGCCAUUACACUCAGGUGGUUUGGCACAAUUCUUACCAAGUUGGAUGUGCUGUCGCUUUCUGUCCCAACAGCACAUACAAAUACUUUUAUGUCUGCCAGUACUGCCCCAUGGGGAAUCUAGUAAGUUCAAUGAAGACACCCUACAAAAAAGGAGAACCCUGUGGUGAUUGCCCUAAUGCUUGUGAUGAUGGAUUAUGCACCAAGCUUUGAAAUUUUGAAGAUGUUUAUUCCAACCAACUUUGCAAAGUCUCCUGGAUGUACCCAUAACUUCUUCAAGUUCAUGGCCCUCUUCCUGCCAAUGCAAAACUGAAAUAAUAUAAUGGGCUCAAUUUUUCCUUCCUGGACAUCGGUCUCUUUAGUGAUUCCUUUCACAAAAGCCAGAAUCCAUCCUAUCUCUCCCACAUGUGCAGAAGGACUAACUUUAGUCCAGUGGCUGACAUGAGAAAAAAUUAUAGGAGGAUGUAUGUGUAUAUUCUGUUUGUAUAGUGUUUCUAGUUUCCACUAGUACUAUUCCAUUUUAGAAUGUGUGUCUACGUCUAGAAUGUGUAUGUUGACAUACAUUCUACCAUAUAAUGCUCACCUGUAAAAGAAAACAAACAAACAAGCUACAAAACUAUAUUUCCCUUAAAUUAAUGAUUCUGCUUAUAAGAUUGCACUCAGCAUAAAUACAGGUAACCAAACCUGACUUCUAAUGAAAAAGGACUGAUAAAACAACUUAUUUUACAAUAAUACAUAGCCAAGGGGGAAGGUCCCUGCAUUUGGAAACUUUGUUUUCAAUAAGUAGAUGUGUCUUCUAAUGCUUUUUUUUUAAUAUCUGCUUUUGCUGUAUCAGUCAUUAAAUUAGUCAUUCUUCAUUGACCAAUUCAUUGUAAUUUUCAUUCUUUCUUAUUACUAUGGAAUAAAGUUCAUUAAAUCUCCA
This is a messenger RNA of Melopsittacus undulatus (budgerigar), 1404 nucleotides long. RefSeq names its product cysteine-rich venom protein TEL1. The transcript has 8 exons. Lineage: Eukaryota; Metazoa; Chordata; Aves; Psittaciformes; Psittaculidae. Gene Ontology annotation, cellular component: extracellular region. The coding region runs from base 87 to 695 and encodes 202 amino acids. The record is from RefSeq and is a predicted model, not a curated record.